CACACACACACACACACACACACACACACACAGCAGCCAAGCCCCUUAAGCUUGUCUGUUUUCUGCAUGGAUGACACUUAGUGUAGCACCGCGACUUUCUCUCUCCAUCUCUCAAGCUCUCUCUCUCUCCUCUGUAUCCCUUUCCCCCUCUCUCUCUCGCACCCUUUUUUCUUCCCUCUCCCCCUCUCUCUCUCCCUCCCCCAACUCUCGCUCUCUCUCUCUAUAACUUUUCCCUCUCUCUCCCCCUUUUUUGCUCCCUCUUUCUCCAGACCAGUAUUGGCUCCAGACGUCCAGUCUGCCUUGGCUGGUGAUUUGAUAAAUUGUCCUCUAUCUCAUCUCUGUUCAUUGUCAUUGUCAAGUGUGUGUGUGAUUAUGUGUCCGUCCUUGCUAGUGUGUUCUUGUUCGUGUGUUAUUCUACAUUCAUUGUCUAUGUUUUGAAGUGUUUGGGUUCCUCUCAGAAGGUUGCUGUCACUGCGUUCCUCUUAGAAGGUAGCACUUUAUGUAAGAUGAUACCUGCGCGUGUGGGUGCACUGUACUGUAGCCUAUUAGCUCGAGCUCCCAUUCCCUCUGCUGUUCCGGUUACCCGGUGAAUGAUAUCAACAGAGCGUUUUGCCUGUUCCCUACUGAGCGAAAGAGCACGCUUGAAAGGAGAAUAACAUCAAACCGCACAACUGAACGACAGCCAGAGCGCAUGGAACCAGGGAAAAUAUAGGCUACCCACAGCAACGGCGAGAGCACAUUGACAGGACAACGGGAGGACUGUUUAUUCAAGUUGGACGGAUGAUUUAGCGAACACAAUUGAGUAGACUGCCCGGCGGAUGAUAAGCGUCCGGGACCGGUGCUGUCGAUUGUGCGAGGAGGCAAAUUAACGUUACCGGAGGAAGAAGAUGAAGUCGUCUGGGGUCGUGGAAGGAGGACUGUUCACAGAGAGUUACUGCAACAUCUGUAACGCCCAACUCAUCUCCGAGUCGCAACGCACAGCACACUAUGAGAGUAAGAAACAUGCCAAUAAGGUCCGUCUCUUCUACAUGUUACACCCAGAAGACGGAGGCCCACCUUCCAAGAGACUGAGACCAGACAACCCUGACAGUGCAGAGACAGAGGUGGACAGCAAUAAGUGCUGUACGUUAUGUAAUAUGUUCUUCACGUCGGCCAUUGUUGCCCAGUCUCACUACCAGGGCAAGACACAUGCCAAGAGAGUACGACUGGUACUGGGAGAAACACCCAGCUUACCUACUGCUACCAACAGCCCUACCACCACAGACUCAUGCCCUUCCACCCCCCAGCCCAGCGACUCAAACCCUGCUCCUCCUGCCCUACCACGGCCCUCCUCUCUAGCACCCCCGGUGGUGGUGGUGGGUAGUGGUGAGACAGGGAAGUACUGCUGUCUGUGUGGAGCAUGGUUCAACAACCCUCUGAUGGCCCAGCAACACUAUGAGGGGAAAAAACAUCGCAGGAAUGCAGCCAGAGCACAACUACUGGAGCAGCUAGCUGGCAGUCUGGACGCUACCGAAACUACAGGUCUCCGCAGCAGAUACUCCUGCAGUGUAUGUAGUGUUGUGUUGAACUCCAUUGAACAGUACCACGCACACCUCCAGGGCUCCAAGCACCAGAACAACUUGAAGCAGGUCCAGCAGUGAAGCACUGGAACCAGAGACCUGUGGACAUGUGGAGAAUGGGAAAAUGGGAAUACUAAACAUGGGAAGAGCACUGUACAGAGCAUUGUAAAACGAAAAUAAUAUUAGUUGUGGAAUUUUGGAAGACUGAGAGACUUCUACAGAUGGCUUAGUACUGUGUGUGUGUGUGUGUGUGUGUGUGUGUGUGUGUGUGUGUGUGUGUGUGUGUGUGUGUGUGUGUGUGUGUGUGUGCGUGCGUGCGUGCGUGCGUGCGUGCGUGCGUGCGUGCGUGCGUGUGUGUUUUUAAUCUGACGAUGUCCUGGAGGUUACUGACCAUCUAAGUGUUUGAUAUGUGUACUUUGACCCCACAGCAGUCAGAAAACCAUUGGAUGUUGCUAGCGAUCGCCAUGCUGUUUGUGUGCGUCCCAAAUGGCACCCUAUUCCGUUUAUAGUGCACUUCUUCUGACGAGGGCCCAUAGGGCUCUAUUAAAAAGUAGUGUACUAUAGAGACUCCUUUUGUGAACCACAAUCCUACAAUCUAACUAAGUGAUGUCAGUGUUACCCAGACCGGUGAUAACCGUUACAAUGAUAGUCAUAGAGUAGAAGAAACAAUAUCAUCACCACUAUAUCAGUCCAGAGGGUCAGGGCUGCAAUACAUAUGUAUACAAAUAUAUAAUACAUAUAUUCAUACAAUAUAUUUUCUAAAUGCCUGGAAGUUAUCUGUGCAACAGCUUCAGUGCUCAGUGAGUAGCUCAUAAACAUAUAUUGAUAUCUAUAGUAAAUAUAUGCACAUUUAAUGUAUGUUUACAUACGUUUAGAUAUUCAACUAUGUUUUCAGCCCUCAGUUCCAUGCAGAAACAGGGAGAGGAAAGACAAAUAUGUCAGCCAAUUGAAAGGGGUUUUCCCAACUUUGGGUGAUGCCAGACAGUCUUUGGUGCCUAUGUAAUACAAACUGUAACACAGCCAUUUUUAAAGUGGUAGCUGAUAUCCUGAAUUUGUCACUAAAUGACUGAUCAUUCAACUCAGAUAGACAGGGAUAUGCAUUGUAUAUGACACUUCUAUUCAGAGCGAUAUCAAGUCAAUUCAUUUGAAUACAACGUUGUAAGGAUACAAUCUGUAACUUGAAUAUCCUCAGUGGCUACUCAAUGUAUUGCAAACACACUUGGCCAAGACGCUGAACAAAAAUCGACCGGUUACAUCUGCCAAAACACACUCUCUUCACUUUAUAUACACACGUUCUGUGACAGCACUUCGAACUGGAUUUGAAAGUAACAGAUUGUAACUUUAAACAACCACGUAGUUCUUUUAAACUAAGGGUCAGUAUAUAUGGUUCAGUAAACAUUCCUAUGUUUAGUACCUCUGUGAUUAAUGAUGUCAUAGACACGAGACAGUGUCAGUCAGAAUCCCUUUUCUCUGAAACCAUAUAUGAGACGACACCAUUUGUUUUUCGACCACACUGAUCUAGAGUCCGUUUGCAGUUUCCUGGACUCACUGGCAUAAAGCACUUACUGUAUUCAGGAUGGUGGCCCUCAGUAACAAAGUGUUAUUGUUUACCUUACCAAGCCACGAGAAGUAACUCUGCCACUACCAAAACAUAUGGUGAGACAUCAAUGGAACGCAGAACGUGGGGGACAGGACAAGGACGCCGCCAUUGGCACUCAUUCAGAAAUGCUGAUCCGAUAAAGUUAUUAUUUGUCAAAUCCGUCAUAAAUGAUGUGUUCUAACAGGCCAACAAUGUAGUUACUAAAAUCGGAUUUGGAUAUACAGUAUUUGGCUGUUUUGCUGCAUAAUAUUUAGAAGCUGUCCUUUUCUAACUGGUGACUCCGGUUAGGAUAAGCUGGUAAUGGUGGAGCAUAGCUGGUAAUGGUGGAGCAUAGCUGGUAAUGGUGGAAGUUGAAGUGUAAUGCAGUUGAUUGAUGGCGAUGAAAUGAACAUGUAUUCGAGGUUAAAAACCAAACAAGCAUUACACUUUUAUUUUGACCUCAACGUAGUGUGAAAUAUACACAUAUGAACAAUAGACUAAAUGUAGGCUCAUUUUGCUGGGGGCAAUGAGGAGAUUCUAGAUCUAUCCUCCACGGGAGGACACGUGCAUGGCGUUUCCAUGGUUUUAGUCAAACUCUUACGUGAUCUAUCUAACGGUUACCACCAACCUAUGUUUGUCAUGGGCAUCUCUAGCCACUGGUAAAUCGUAUCGUUCUAAAAAGGCAAGACGACAAACAGACUUGCCUUUAAAAGGACACAGUUCCAUGCUAUGCCGUUUUUCUGUUUCUUGAUGUUGUUGAGAGUUUCAUGUAUUUUUCCCCUGUGAAGUGGUGAACACAUUAAAACAUUUGUUCUUUUUGCUUUGCGUUUUAACAGA
Molecule: messenger RNA, 3975 nt
Organism: Oncorhynchus gorbuscha (pink salmon)
Lineage: Eukaryota; Metazoa; Chordata; Actinopteri; Salmoniformes; Salmonidae
Product: zinc finger matrin-type protein 4-like
Exons: 8
Coding region: 888-1640 (250 amino acids)
Molecular function (GO): nucleic acid binding; zinc ion binding
Source: RefSeq, a predicted model, not a curated record